AUGACAGCCACUCCCAUAGCCAAUCUUGGCAAUAUCGCCCGCGCCGAGUACAAGGCGUUAUUCGAUACAGAAGUUGCUAAAGGGAUCCGAGAACCCCUUGUUCUUCCUUUCUGCCUUAUUGGUCCCUUCCUUUUGCCUAUUGUCUAUUUGGCGAUCCCGCAUCGAAAUCGACCAUGGCUUUACCACGCACGAUGGCUUGUUGUCGCUUUUGUGGUUGCGUUCGACGCCUAUAUGAUUCGAAAUAUGUCUAGCUACAACGUCGCUCCAGCAUAUGCGUCAGGUCUCAUGGGCGGAUGGGGUAUCUUGGCAACUCUGAAUCUCUUAGUUUGGACCAAUCCGCAACUCGACUAUGCCAGAGUUGUCAAGAUUCCCAAGAGCAACAAGUCGCAAACAUCAUCAAAACGGGUGUCCAACGAUGCUGCUAAUGGAUCAAGCGAAGAAAGCAUUGUUCGACAGCGAAAAUCUUAUCACGAAGUCAUUGCAGUUUCAGAAGACAUAGAAACCCAUGCUAAGAAUGGGAGGUCCAAAGAUGUGGUUUACGUAUGGCAGAAAUUCCCUGAAAACCGAUCGUUCGGCGAACGGCUUAACUGGACACUUGACCUUGCUACAAACUUUAGGGAGAUUGGCUGGAACUGUUCUAUCUCUUCCGUACCUAGACCAGAUAUCCCAAGCAAUAUUCACGAUGGGGAUCUUGUGUCCUUCGAUAACAUGCCCAUGGUGUCUAGAAGCGGCUACUAUCGUAACUUGACCGAGAGGGAGUUUGUCUGGAGCCGUGUUCGCAGAGUCCUCCUCCUCACUUUUCUCUUGGACUUUUGCUCUGUGGCGAUGGUCAAGGAUCCCUACUGUGCCUAUGGCCCCGAUCAAGGACUUGAGCUUCCUUUAUUCCUUCAGCGGCUUCCUCCGUGGUUACGUUUUGUCUAUCGCGAGCUGCUUUGUCUUGUUGGCAUCUAUGCUGCCAUCGAUGCCAUUUUUAGCUUGCAUGACCUUUUUCAGUUCUACGUUUUCUCCUACUUUUAUCCCAUACGAAGAGAGUUAUGGCAGUACACCAACAUCUUCGGUCCUAUCUCGCAGGUGCUUGAUAGAGGUCUUGCUGGUUGGUGGGGGGCGUUCUGGCAUCAAACCUUUCGUCUCCAGUUUGUUGCGCCCGCCAAGUUCCUCGCUGACCAUGGCUAUAUUCAAAGGGGAACACUACGUGCUCAAAUUGUUACCAUGUGUUUAUCUUUUAUACAGUCCGGUUUACUCCACGCUGGUGGAAGUAUGUCGUCUAUGCCAAGCACAAAACCCUGGAGAAGUCCCCUCUUCUUUGUCCUGCAGCCUCCUGGCAUUAUCCUACAGCUUCUUUUGCUCCAGACUUUGGACAAGCAUUUCCCCAGUAUCCAUCAAAGGCUCCGGCAGACAUUCAAUGCGGUAUUCACUUUGGGAUGGCUCUGUCUCACCGCAUUUUUCUUUACUGACGAUAUUUCAUCUUCGGGUAUUUGGCUUCUGGAACCUGUGCCUAUUUCCCCUCUGCGCUGGCUUGGUUUCGGUCACCCAGACGAUCAUUGGUGGCGAUGGAGGAGGUAUAUGUUCCCAAUCUGGCAUUCGGAUAAGUACUGGUGGAAAAGUGGUAUACAGCUUUGA
Molecule: messenger RNA, 1620 nt
Organism: Fusarium redolens
Lineage: Eukaryota; Fungi; Ascomycota; Sordariomycetes; Hypocreales; Nectriaceae
Exons: 2
Coding region: 1-1620 (539 amino acids)
Biological process (GO): lipid metabolic process
Source: RefSeq, a predicted model, not a curated record